AUGAGUGGGCAUGAUUCUGUUACAAAAAUAUCUCAUAUCCUGAAUGAACCGGUUAACGAAAAGGUAAUGGUACAAAACGGGUUCCAUGAAAGCUCUAAAAUUGCAGACAUCGAAUUAGAGAUACAGGAGCGACCUUCGAUUAAACAAUGGGAAUCGCCGCGGAGUGCUGUAAUUCCUACUUCAAAUCAUAAUUUUAGCCCAUUUCUCUAUACGCAAUUUAAAUCUCGUGGUGCAGCACCGUUUGCACCUGAAACAAUAAAAUCUGUAGAUUUAGUUGAGCUACCGGAGGGUGUACCCGCAAGAGUGUUUCAUGAAAAGACGGGUUUAUUUUAUCAAAUAUCUCCACACUCUAUUCCAACAUUUAUUUUAGCCAAAAAAGAACUCCCGGACCCCAUAAAAUUUUAUGAGUUAGUGGAAGACUUAGGGUCAGUUUAUGGAUGUGUUAAGUUGAAAAUUAUACCAGAUGCUGACAAAUUUACUCAACUAAAUGUUGAUGUAGAUCGCCUCUGGUUUAAAGCAAGAAAACAAUUUUUCAAUUCGAAUGAAUUUCAAAGAACCAAGAUAGUUGAUUUUUAUGCGAAGUUGUAUAAUUUUCACAAUAAAAUCAAAAAGAGUACUCUCACAAGGAUCCCAAGUAUCGAUAAACGCACCUUGGAUUUAUAUAGACUGAGGAGUUGUGUGAAGUUGAGGGGAGGCUUCAAUGCUGUUUGCGAAAAAAAAUUAUGGGCGCAAAUUGGAAGAGAAUUAGGUUACUCGGGCAGGAUUAUGAGUUCGUUAUCAACUUCUUUAAGAUCUGCCUAUGCAAAAAUUUUAUUAGACUUUGACAUAUAUGAAGAAGAAGAGCAAGCUGCUCGUAAUAACGAAAAAAAUGAAGACAUGGUGGAAUCUGAAAUAUUUCGUCACUCAAAUAGCAGAAGUAGGGACGAAGAGGAGCCACUUCAUAAAAAAGCUAAAAUACACCGCGAUGUCUUUAGAGCCGGAUCGAUUAAUCAUGAAUUUAAAAGAAUGCGGGACAUAAAGCACAUAAAAGGGUUUCCGACUUAUUUUAACUCGUUAACUGAGUUUAAACUAGGCUAUACACAGUCAACAGAGACCACAUUACCGGGCUAUGAUUUUACUUUUUGGGAGAAUGGUAUGGAAAUAUACGAUAAAAGCAAAUACGAAACCAAAACCUCUCCAGUAUACAAUUUGAGACAGUAUUACGAAAAAAGUCUGGCUGUUUUCACUGCUAUUGUAGCGAAAUUUGGGAGUAGCUAUCCUGAUUUGUUUGCGAAACACACAACAUUACCUCAAAAGGAAUUCGAGAGGUUAUACUUUCAUUUGCUAUCGGAGCACUUUAUAGAUUUCGAAAUUGACACCGGUCUUGGACUACCCUGUUCCAUGAGAUCACCAGGAAACAACUCGUCCAAUGAAAAGUUUGCCAUUAAGAAUAUUCUAGACCAGUGGAAUUUAGACAACAUUCCUCUCAAUGAACUAUCGCUUUUACAACACCUUGAUCUGGAUAUGGCCAAUUUUACGAGAACCACUUAUGAUAUUGGAAUGUUGUUUUCUUGUCAAGGUUGGUCUGUUUCGGAUCAUUUUUUACCUUCAAUUGAUUUCAAUCAUUUAGGUUCUACCAAGUUGGUGUACAGUAUUGCGCCGAAAGAUAUGGAAAAAUUCGAAGCUUUAAUUGCUCGAGGAAAAAGUGAAUGGGAUACUAUCCAAUCAAGGCCGCGCUACUCCACCUCCGAUGACGAAUUAAAGAGCUUUAUAGAAACAGAUUUCUACAAGUCAUUUUUGGAUGCAGAACAAUCUGCUGACUAUUCAAACACUGGAGAUAAUUCAAAAAAUUCAUUUCCAGAAGAUAAGAUAGCAGGAAACACUCUACAUGAUGGUUCACAAAGCGACUUCAUAUUUGAGCCUAAUUUCAUCUUAGCCAAUGGCAUAAAACUUUAUAAGACGACACAGGAGCAGGGCUCAUACAUUUUUAAGUUUCCGAAAGCCUUCACAUGUUCUAUUGGAUCAGGUUUCUAUCUAUCACAGAAUGCAAAAUUUGCGCCAAGCUCCUGGUUGAGAUUCAGUUCCGAGGCAGCAAAAUGGACAUCUAAGAUGGGGUUUCUUCCCGGUUUAGAUGUAAAUCAAUUACUUAUCAAUGCCCUACUAAACUCCAAUAACCCAGUUUUAAGGAAAAAAUGCCGUGAUUUAAUAAGUAACUACGUCGUUGAGGAAGCGGAAAACAGCAAAAAAUUAGGGGAGUUGAUUGGCACUGUAGAUGUCGUUUAUAAUAAAUUGAAUUAUAUUUCAGAUAUUAGUUUAGAGUCAACUGGUCUUUCAAAAAUCGUUGUUACACACGGUGCAUUGCAACGUAAUUUAUCUCUGAAGGAAUUCGUGGUAUUGCUAGAAAAACCAGAAAACGGUGCUCAUAGUAUAUGUGGCAUCCCAAUACGUGAUCAAUCUGGUAAUCUCAAUGUUUGUUUGCACUCAUACUUUGAUAGCGCAAGCCUAGGAAUUGCUCUCGAUGGCUUGGACAAGCCUCCGACUUCUUAUCUGCUUGUUCACAAUGAAGAUUUUGAAAAAAAGUGGGACGUGUUAAUGACUUCUACUUUUAGAAAUAGAACUGUGCCAUUAAAUAUAAUACAGUAUUUGAUCUCUCAUACUGAUAGUAAUACUGAGUUUAAUCGAAUGUUACGCUCCAAUUUUGAUGAUUCAUUACUACUUAUUGAGAAAUGUAAAAAGUUUAUUAAGACCUUCGUGGAUGUUUCCUGUUCUGUUAAAGAUGUAGAUUUCGGAAACGGUUUCAAUUUACGUCAUCUACCGCUUAAGUUUUCUGACAACAUGGCUGAUAAUUUGGAGAGCUUGUAUGAAAGUGUGCGGAAGUGCUCAAUUGAAUUUUCAGAAAAGCCGACAAUUAUCAGACUGUAUCACGUAUCUCGGCAGUUUCCUAUCGAUAAUAGAGAUAUUAUUGAUGGCAAUAAUCUAGAUUUGCUUAAGGAAUUAUAUCAGAAAUCGUUAACCAUCCCGUUGAAGGUUUCUUAUUGGACUAAGUUGACCAGAAAAAUAUGUAGGCUUGAAUGGUUAUCCGUUUAUGAACAUAUAUUCAUUGAGCGAUGUGAUAUUAAGAAUGAAGACCCUGCGAAAUAUUCACUUCCACUGUUAUAUUCUUACUUCGAAUUUGGUUUGAAAUAUUGUGAUUCGGAAGAUAUAGAUAAGUUAGGGGAAGUGAGAAAGCUGAUUUUAAAAUAUCAGGACAUGAUGCAGAAAGUUCGAGUUUUUCUAAAAAAGGAUCCACCCUCAAAAAUAUCGCUAAGUGAUUUAGAAGACGUUUUAUUAGAUAUAGAAGAAUAUCGGUUACCCAUACAAAGUAGUUUUUUCAGUGAGCUUGAUUAUGUUAUUAGAGAAAUUGAAAAUGCAAAAAAAAUGAACGAUGUGAAUAUUCUUUAUAACACUGAUAAUAUUGAUAAAAUAGACGAACUCAUCAGGAAAAAUGAUCCUAAAUUUGUGAAGUUUGCGAACCAGUUUAAUGGUUCGAGAUUAGAUAAGAGACCGCUGGCCAGUGAUAAUUCAGGAUCAGUGAAAGCCAAACAGGAGUUAAAAGUUUUCAAAUUAUGGAACCAGCACUUGGAUCAAAUAAUGCAAAAAAAUAAAUUUAUUGAGAUACUGCCGUCGAUUUUUAGAUGUUUAGAUUUGAAGUCAGACAAAUACAUUCCUUUGGAAAGUUGUUCUAAGCGCCAAACGAAAUAUUGCUUUUGUAGAAGGGUUGAAGAAGGUACUGCAAUGGUCGAAUGUGAAAUAUGCAAGGAGUGGUAUCAUGUGGAUUGUAUUAGCAACGGUGAGUUGGUUCCACCUGAUGAUCCAAACGUUUUAUUUGUUUGCUCGAUAUGUACACCACCCUGUAUGGCCGUUGACAAUAUCGAAGGUGUGACUUUUGAGCUUGACGACUUGAAGAGGAUCUUAGUAGAAUCUUUGAAGCUAAGUUUAAUUCCAGAUCCCCCUAUCUUGAAGAAUCUCUUUGACGUUUUUGCGUUUGCUUUGAACUUCAAAAAUGAAAUGGAAAAAGAACUAUUUACUAACGGUUAUGUAAAUCAAUUGUCCUCUACGCACAAGAUCAAGUAUUACUUGAGAAAGUUAAAAGGGUCACAAUGCGGCUUUACUAAUCUGACGGAUCCCUUAAGGAAACAUUGUCAGGUGAAAGAUGCAGAAGCAAUUAAAUGGCUCACAGAUAAUGGAAGAAUCAUAAUCACAGGAAUUCCAAAUUGA
This is a messenger RNA of Saccharomyces cerevisiae S288C, 4236 nucleotides long. RefSeq names its product Ecm5p (gene ECM5). The transcript has a single exon. Gene Ontology annotation, cellular component: nucleus. The record is from RefSeq and is marked reviewed. Bases 1 to 4236 code for a protein of 1411 amino acids. Gene Ontology annotation, molecular function: DNA binding. Lineage: Eukaryota; Fungi; Ascomycota; Saccharomycetes; Saccharomycetales; Saccharomycetaceae.